GCGUUCUGCAAAUCCCGGUUCUGGGAAUGUUGCUUCGGAGGGUUUUGUGUAAAGUGACAGCGCGGCGGGCAGCAAGGAAGGAAAUGAUGUGAUCGUUGAACGAGGUCUUGUAGUCUGGACACGUGACGUGAAGACAAAAGCAGGAUGGAAGCAGACAUCAAGGCUCAGCUGGUUAUUGUCCUGGUCGAGGGAAUGACUUGCAAUUCUUGCGUUCAAACAAUUGAGCAAAGGAUCGGAGCAUUUAAUGGAGUUCACAGUAUUCAGGUAUCAUUGCAAGAAAGAAAUGCUUCCAUUAUUUAUGAUCCCAAGUCACAGACGCCUGAAGCAUUGCGGGAAGCUAUUGAGGAUAUGGGAUUUGAUGCGUCCUUAACUAACACAAACCCACAAACUAUACCUACAGACAACAUCUUUCUCCAGUUACCAGAAGAGCAAUCUGCUGAACAAAUCCGCAACAGUCUUCUACAGCUUAAGGGAGUUGUGGAUGUGAAGACCUCCCUUGAGGGGAAAGUGGCCAGUGUAACUUUUAUACCUACCGCUGUAAGCACUGACCUGAUGAUUCAAAACAUCCCAGGGCUGAGUGUAGACACAAUGACCACAAAGGUGAAGUCUUCAGGGUCUAAUGAAAGUAGACUGUCUCAGGGUGGUGACAUUUUGGUGAAAAUGAAAAUAGAAGGAAUGACUUGUCAUUCUUGUACCAGUACUAUUGAAGGCAAAAUUGGCAAAUUGAAAGGAAUCCAGCGCAUUAAAGUGUCCCUUGAUAAUCAAGAAGCCCAUAUCGUAUAUAAUCCUCACCUCAUUACAGCAGGCGAAAUCAGGACCCAAAUCGAAGAAGCUGGUUUUACAGCAUUUAUAAAAAACAAACCACCUCCAAAACUGGGUGCCAUAGAUGUAGGACGUUUGACUAGUCUACAAGCUAAUGGCAGUGGGGGCCUUCUGCAAAACGUACACGUGCCUCAUAGUGACUUUAAAAGAGCUGUUUUCCAGGUAGACGGCAUGCACUGCAAAUCUUGUGUUGUCAACAUCGAGAGCAAUAUGAGUACUCGCCCUGGUGUGUCAAGUGUCAAAGUUUCAUUAGAAAAAAAAAUAGCUAAAAUAAAUUAUAAUCCUAGUCUCUCAAAUCCUGAGGUACUCAGCCGAGCAAUAGAAACUUUGUCACCUGGGGUGUUUAAAGUGAGUCUUUGCAAUGAUGAAGACCCUCCCCGUGUUCAGAAUUCGCUCGCACCUCCAUCUGCAGAUCAUGUUCCUUUUCACAGGAUAAGCCGUGAACUUGCUACUAAAGUGACUGUUAUAAACAUUGAAGGGAUGACAUGCAAUUCAUGUGUGCAGUCAAUUGAAGGACUCAUUUCCCAGAAACCAGGUGUAAAGUCAAUACAAGUCUCCCUGGACAAUCAUAAUGGCACUGUGGAAUAUGACCCAGCUAUAACAAGUCCAGAAACUAUAAAAGAAUCCAUUGAAGAUAUGGGAUUUGAUGCAUCUCUCCCUGGAACAAUAUCUUUAUUGGGAAGUUCUCCAAGACCUGACCUGAAAUCUCUGCAUCCUAAUGACAUUAGCAGCAAAGAAAAACCCAUUCUCAGCAAACAGGAAAACAGGACAACAAAUAAGUGCUUCAUUCAGGUUACUGGCAUGACCUGCGCCUCUUGUGUGGCAAAUAUAGAACGGAAUCUUCGCAGAGAAGAUGGAAUAUAUUCUGUCCUGGUAGCACUGAUGGCUGGAAAAGCAGAAGUGAGAUAUAACCCUGUCAUUAUACAGCCUUCUGGUAUUGCUGAACUUAUUCAGGAACUCGGGUUUGGAGCCACAGUGCUGGAGAAUUAUGAUGAAGGAGAUGGUGUUUUAGAACUGGUGGUUAGGGGAAUGACAUGUGCUUCCUGCGUACAUAAAAUAGAGUCCCACCUGAUGAAAACUAAAGGUGUACUGUAUAGCUCAGUUGCACUUGCGACAAACAAAGCUCAUGUUAAAUAUGACCCUGAAAUUAUUGGCCCAAGGGAUCUCAUGAAAAUUAUAAAUAAUUUAGGUUUCAGCACAUCCCUGGUUAAAAAAGACAGAUCAGCAAGUCACUUGGAUCACAAAACUGAAAUACAACGGUGGAAACGUUCCUUCCUGAUCAGCUUAAUUUUCUGCAUUCCUGUAAUGGGGUUAAUGAUACACAUGAUGUUUAUGGACAGCCAUCAGCCAAUGUUUCACCAUCACAAUAUGACGAUGCAUGACAUUGCUAUGCACCACCCUACAAUGGUCCUGGAAUAUCAGAUCCUUCCAGGUUUAUCCAUCAUGAAUUUGUUGUCUCUCUUGUUGUGUAUACCUGUGCAGUUUUUAGGUGGUUGGUACUUCUAUAUUCAAGCGUACAAAGCUCUGAAACACAGAACAGCCAACAUGGAUGUACUGAUUGUCCUAGCUACCUCCAUUGCGUUCAUCUACUCCUUGGUGAUCCUUAUUGUCGCAAUGUAUGAAAAAGCAACAGUGAACCCUAUUACAUUCUUUGACACCCCACCAAUGCUCUUUGUCUUCAUUGCCCUGGGUCGCUGGUUAGAGCAUGUUGCAAAGAGCAAGACGUCAGAAGCACUUUCCCGGUUAAUCUCACUGCAGGCGACUGAAGCAACAAUUGUAACGCUGGGAACUGACAACUCUGUUAUAAGUGAAGAGCAGGUGGAUGUGGAGUUGGUACAACGAGGUGACAUUGUGAAGGUGACACCAGGAGGAAAGUUUCCUGUAGAUGGGAGAGUGUUUGAAGGACACUCCAUGGUGGAUGAGUCUCUAAUUACAGGUGAAGCCAUGCCAGUAACUAAGAAACCAGGCAGCAGUGUAAUUGCUGGCUCCAUUAACCAAAAUGGCUCCCUGCUAAUUACAGCUACACAUGUUGGUUCAGACACUACUUUGUCACAAAUUGUUAAACUUGUGGAAGAGGCCCAAACAUCAAAGGCUCCUAUCCAGCAAUUUGCAGAUAAACUUAGUGGCUACUUUGUUCCAUUUAUUGUACUUGUGUCUUUACUCACACUGGUCGUUUGGAUUAUUAUUGGUUACCGCGAUUUUGAGAUUGUGGAAAGAUAUUUUCCGGGAUACAACAAGAGCAUUUCAAAAGGAGAAGUGAUUGUCCGCUUUGCUUUCCAAGCAGCUAUUACAGUCUUGUGCAUUGCCUGCCCCUGCUCACUGGGACUGGCUACCCCAACUGCUGUCAUGGUCGGCACUGGAGUCGGCGCUCAGAAUGGGAUAUUAAUUAAAGGUGGAGAGCCCUUGGAAAUGGCACACAAGGUGAAGACAGUUGUUUUUGAUAAAACUGGAACCAUUACACAUGGGUCUCCGGUAGUAAUGCAAGUGAAGGUUUUGGUGGAAAAUAACAGGAUGCCUUCCCGCAAGCUUCUGGCAAUAGUGGGCACAGCGGAGAGUAACAGUGAGCACCCUCUGGGCGCAGCCGUCACCAAGUACUGUAAAGAGGAAUUAAACGCUGAGAUGUUGGGCACCUGCUCUGAUUUCCAGGCUGUUCCUGGAUGUGGAAUAAGCUGCAAAGUCAGCAACAUAGAACAGUUUCUCUACAGCACUGACCAGAAGACCAGCACAAAAAACAGCAGGAAUACUCUUUUGGUUCAGAUAGAUGGACAACAUGAGGAAUCCAUACUUCAGCCCUUCAUAGAAGCCCCUGAUCCAACCUCUUUACCGUCUCAGACGUACUCGGUUUUAAUAGGGAACCGUGAGUGGAUGAACAGAAAUUUUCUUUCUUUGAAGAAUGAAACAGACGUUCUUAUGGCAGAACAUGAGAAGAAAGGCCGCACUGCUGUCCUGGUCUCGGUAGAUGGGGUGCUGUGUGGUUUGAUAGCUAUUGCUGACACUGUGAAGCCUGAAGCAGCAUUAGCCGUUCAUACGUUGCGUUCAAUGGGCCUUGACGUGGUUCUGAUGACCGGUGAUAACAGCAAGACGGCCAAGACUAUUGCUGCCCAGGUUGGAAUAACCAAGGUGUUUGCUGAAGUUCUCCCAUCCCAUAAAGUUGCUAAGGUUAAGCAAUUGCAAGACCAAGGUGUGCGUGUGGCAAUGGUAGGAGAUGGAAUCAACGACUCACCAGCUCUUGCUAUGGCCAACGUGGGCAUUGCUAUCGGAACAGGGACUGAUGUCGCCAUAGAAGCUGCUGAUGUGGUUCUCAUACGGAAUGAUCUUCUAGAUGUAGUGGCCAGCAUAGAUUUAUCACGCAAGACAGUGAAGAGAAUCCGAAUAAAUUUUGUCUUUGCUCUGGUCUACAACCUUGUUGGCAUCCCUAUAGCUGCAGGUGUCUUUAUGCCAGUUGGUCUGAUUUUGCAGCCAUGGAUGGGUUCAGCAGCAAUGGCUGCCUCUUCUGUUUCAGUAGUUUUUUCUUCUUUGUUGCUUAAACUCUACCGUAAACCAAGUAGAGAGAAGCUGGAACUCAAAGCACAAGGCCAAAUGCACCAGAAGUCUCUUUCAGAAAUUAGCGUUCACAUAGGUAUCACGGAAAACAGAAGAAAUUCUCCCAAGCUUGGCAUCUUGGAUCGCAUUGUUAAUUACAGUCGGGCGUCCCUCAAUUCCUUUCUCUCCGACAAGAAUUCCCAACACAGCAUCCCUCUGCAUGAGCCAGACAAGCAUUCACUCCUUGUUGGGGACUUAAGAGGGGAGGAAGACACCUUCUUGUAAACAGCUCAUACAACAUAUUGUGGUUACAUAAAAACAAUGUCUGUUUUGUGAUGCAAAUUAUGCUGAAGGUUCUGUGUGAAACAGUAGUUAGGACUCCUAUUACGUAUCUAGAUCAAUAAUCACAUACAAAAGACGAAAUACAUCUGUACUAAUAGGAGCACAACACCUUGAGGGAAAAAAGUAUUGUAUGUCGACAAGAAAA
Molecule: messenger RNA, 4831 nt
Organism: Spea bombifrons (plains spadefoot toad)
Lineage: Eukaryota; Metazoa; Chordata; Amphibia; Anura; Pelobatidae
Gene: ATP7A
Product: ATPase copper transporting alpha
Exons: 23
Coding region: 145-4629 (1494 amino acids)
Biological process (GO): monoatomic cation transport
Cellular component (GO): membrane
Molecular function (GO): ATP binding; ATP hydrolysis activity; ATPase-coupled monoatomic cation transmembrane transporter activity
Source: RefSeq, a predicted model, not a curated record